Cimex lectularius (bed bug) is the source of this 1227-nucleotide messenger RNA. RefSeq lists its product as uncharacterized. The coding region runs from base 176 to 1186 and encodes 336 amino acids. NCBI's taxonomy places the organism in Eukaryota, Metazoa, Arthropoda, Insecta, Hemiptera, Cimicidae. The record is from RefSeq and is a predicted model, not a curated record. The transcript is spliced from 6 exons.
CGGUUACAGAAGGUUACACGGCGGCUACAGAGCACAGGCUCCAGAGGCCCUGAUCUCUCCACUGAUCUCCGCCUGAUCGGCAUGGGCCCGUUUCAUCCACGAUCCGCCCCUGGGACGUACGGCAGAGCCGAUUAGUUACGAUCCUAUGCCAAUCCAGCCUCAAAGGACUUAAUUUAUGGAACUUCAUCAGAACUAUCAAUGGAGACGGUGGUCACUUCACCAAGCAACACUUCUUAAAAUAGCUGAAGUGGAUGAAAACAAAUCCCACACCGUUGUUGACUUUGUUUCAAAUGUAAAGAAUAUUUCCAAGGAUCAAUGUCACAAAGACAAUUAUGGAAUCAUUAAUGACGUCCUCCCAAAAGAUUCUAUCAUUGAACUAAGUUUCUCGGCGAAUCCUCAAGGGAAAUACAAUGAAUCCACUAAGGGAGAUUCUCCUAUCAUCUCAGAACAAGAUAUUCCGACUCUUGCCCUUAACAUCCUUGACUGUAUUCAAGAAGGCCACAAUAUUCCUAGAGUUAUUUCCAUUUUAUCAAAUUUGUCAGUGGACAUUUUAAGUGAAACUAUACUCACUACGUGGAAUAAAUUGCCAAAAGAUGAGAGUCCAGAGAAAAAGCGAUCUUUUUUCAUUGCUAUGUCAUCGACAAAACCAUCGAGAAGAGCGUUAUGCAUUGAUGUCAUCUUGCCGUUGAUAAAAGGUCAGGAAACGUUUUAUGCAAAUCUCGAGUUACUAGAGCCAGUUGUACACUGGCUGGAUAUCGAGAUUGCCGACACACUGAUAUUACCCUUAUUGGAUGAUGAAAACUCAAUUUUCAUAAAGGAUGAUUUGGCAUUCCGUCAUUUUUUUUCAAGUUUAUCCCAGGCACAAAGAUCGCAUACUCUGAGCAUUUACCUUUCUGAACACCCAGAAGGCGUACAAAAGUGGCAGUUUAUUGCUUUAAGCAUAUUGGUUGAAAGUACGCACAUGGAUGAAAAACUCAUGUCAAGCUUGGUGCCGAUUCUGGAUAAUCUGCUUGUACAUCACAAUAAUGACAGAUACAUUGGUAAAAUAAUUUUAAAAUUGGCUGAAGAACUAACUCCAAAGAGUUCCAAAAACCUGGUAACAGGGCUGAUCUCCCUUUGUGAGAGUUUUAAAGGCGUAUUGAGGUUUAGAAUAAGAAACACGUUGAACAUUUUAAACCAGGAAUAAUAUUUAUGUGUUGUAUUUAAUAAAAAUUCUAUUUUUUCAAA